Molecule: messenger RNA, 6004 nt
Organism: Phalacrocorax carbo (great cormorant)
Lineage: Eukaryota; Metazoa; Chordata; Aves; Suliformes; Phalacrocoracidae
Source: RefSeq, a predicted model, not a curated record
AGGAUAGUUUCACAGUGAAUCGUUACUAAAAAUCUGCAAGAAGGCUAUAAAAGAAUUCUCUAUAAAUCUUCUGUGAAAUGCAGCAUUGCUUAUUAGCAGGCUUGAUGGAAAAACCUCAUGAGAUAGAAAGUCUUGUCACUUUAUUUGUAUGUGCUUCCCUGCAUCUUAAGUUGCAGCUUAGGAUCCCUUAGGAUCAUGUGAGGCUAGGUUAUAUAUUAGAGAGCUGUGCUAUAGUGCUGUGAGUGUGUAAGCCUAGCAGCUGGGUAGUGUUAUGGUUGCUGCUUUCCUGUGCUAAGCUGAUUUACUUGUUUAAGGUCUGACCUCAUCAUCCUGUCAGUAUGGAUUCCCACCUAUACAGUUAGCAGCAGCUUAGCAUCGGCUUGAAGAGCUUGCAGUAUAUUAAUCAGAAGAGAGAGGGAGAGAGCUACCGGUAUUUGUUCUUUUGUUGCCUUUUCUUAAGAAGAGGAGUUGAAACACAAGAGAUAACAAAGAAUUCAUUUCCUUUUUAAAAGAAUAGGCUUUUGGUUGUUUUUUUUUUUUCCUGACAAAAAAAAUGUCAGUAUCUGGAAAGAAAGAGUUUGACGUGAAGCAGAUCCUGAGGCUCCGCUGGAGGUGGUUCAGUCACCCCUCGCAAGGCUCCACAGGCACGGGGGGCUGCCAUCAGCAGGAAGGAUAUGAGCACAGAGGGACACCGGUUCAGAACAGGUUGAAGAACCACUCUCGGGACAGAAAUGGGCUGAAGAAAAACAGCAGUCCUGUCCACCACAAUAUACUGGCACCCGUGCCAGGUCCGACCCCAGUGCACCACCGAUCUAUUCAAACCUGGCAUCAACAAAAUCUCAUAGAACAGCUUCGAUCAAAUGAGGAUAUUCCCAAAACAAGCACAGAGGAAAACUGUGGCAAAGAAGAUCCAAGUAAAACCACGCAGGAGUCACAGAUGAUCACAGAAGAAAAUUCAGAUGAAUCUGCAGAGAGGCUGUCAAUGACCAGUAACUCACUGCUUGGAAUGAACACCAGUGGCUCAGACGAGUAUUUCCAGUCUACAAACCAUGCAGAGCAAACUUUCCGCAAAAUGGAAAAUUAUCUGCAGCAGAAGCAGCUGUGUGACGUUCUCCUCAUAGCUGGAGACCAAAAGAUUCCAGCUCACAGGUUGGUUCUCAGUGCAGUGUCUGAUUAUUUUGCUGCAAUGUUUACCAAUGAUGUGCUUGAAGCAAAACAAGAGGAGAUCAAGAUGGAGGGAGUAGACCCUGACGCACUGAAAGCUUUGGUGCACUAUGCCUACACAGGUGUUCUAGAGUUAAAGGAAGACACAAUAGAAAGUUUGCUAGCUGCAGCUUGCCUUCUCCAGCUAUCCCAGGUUAUUGAGGUAUGCUGCAACUUCCUCAUGAAGCAACUCCAUCCUUCCAACUGCCUGGGGAUUCGCUCUUUCGGAGACGCUCAGGGCUGCACAGAGCUCCUGAAGGUGGCCCACACAUAUACCAUGGAACACUUCACAGAAGUAAUAAAAAAUCAGGAAUUUCUUUUACUCCCUGCUAAUGAAAUUGCAAAGCUCUUGUCUAGUGACGACAUCAAUGUUCCAGACGAAGAAGCCAUAUUCCAGGCAUUAAUGAUGUGGGUGAGGCAUGAUUUGCAAAACCGGCAACGAGACCUAGGAAUGCUUCUUUCUUAUAUUAGACUGCCUCUACUUCCACCCCAGUUAUUAGCCGAUCUAGAAAAUAGUCCAAUGUUUGCAGACGACCUAGAAUGUCAGAAACUUCUUAUGGAGGCUAUGAAGUACCAUCUUCUACCAGAAAGACGGUCCAUGAUGCAGAGUCCUCGAACUAAGCCUAGAAAAUCUACAGUGGGUGCACUUUAUGCUGUAGGAGGUAUGGAUGCCACUAAAGGUACCACUACAAUUGAAAAAUAUGACCUUAGGACUAAUAGUUGGAUACAAAUUGGUACCAUGAACGGUAGACGGUUACAGUUUGGAGUUGCAGUAAUUGACAACAAGCUCUACAUCGUGGGAGGAAGGGAUGGUCUGAAAACAUCUAAUAUCGUCGAAUGUUUCAACCCUAUCACCAAAGUUUGGACUAUAAUGCCUCCUAUGUCAACACACAGACAUGGCCUAGGAGUAGCAAUGCUUGAAGGACCAAUGUAUGCUGUCGGUGGCCAUGAUGGAUGGAGUUACCUUAAUACCGUAGAAAGAUGGGACCCACAAGCACGGCAAUGGAAUUACGUUGCUAGCAUGUCAACCCCGAGAAGCACUGUAGGGGUUGCAGCAUUAAAUAGCAAACUGUACGCUGUUGGUGGACGAGAUGGGAGCUCCUGCUUAAAAUCAAUGGAAUGUUUUGAUCCGCACACAAACAAGUGGAGUAUAUGUGCUUCCAUGUCCAAGAGACGAGGCGGUGUUGGUGUUGCAACGUACAACGGGUUUUUAUAUGCUGUGGGAGGUCACGAUGCACCUGCUUCCAACCACUGUUCUCGACUUUCUGACUGUGUGGAAAGGUAUGAUCCUAAAACAGAUGCUUGGACAACAGUGGCACCCUUGAGCGUACCUCGGGAUGCUGUUGGGAUUUGUCCUCUGGGGGACAGAUUAUAUGCCGUUGGGGGCUAUGAUGGCCACACGUACCUGGAUACUGUGGAGUCCUACGAUGCUCAAAAUAAUGAGUGGACAGAGGAAGUUCCUGUCAAUAUUGGAAGGGCUGGAGCAUGUGUUGUCGUUGUGAAGUUGCCCUGAUGACCAUGUGAAACUAAACUUUGAGUGGAGUUUCAUGAAGAAACUUUUCCAGAAAGCAGUACAAACUAGACAGAUCUUAGCAGCCCUCCAUUUUAGAGAAUACUUAUCUCUGAGCCAUGAUUCUAUUAGAGCACAAAAGUGUCUUCCUGCAUUACAAAAAUCAGAGAAUUUUGCAUAAGUGAAUUAUUUUAUUAUGCCUAAUACAUAAAGCUUCAAUGAUAUGUUUAAAUGGUUCAGGUUUGUUACAGAAGUGUAUCUGUUAUUUAUAAAAUGCAAUAGUAAUGUGAUAAAUGGGUGUAUAAGAUUCCAUAAACCUUUUUCUUUUCUAUGUUGGCAGUAAUGAUAAUGUUUACAAAAAGAACUAUAUUUUAGGUAAAUGAAAAUUAAUAAGAGAAACACUUUCAACAAAAAAAAAGUACAGAAGGAAAUAUUUGCCUAUAAAUACCACUGGCAACAGAAUAUUCUCUGCAGAAUUAACUUCAUUUCUACAUUCAGAAAUUAAAUUACUAAAUUAACUUUAAAAUUGAAUCAGAGAAGAAUAGAAUUUGGUCGCUAUUCAACCUCCAGCAUUGCUAGUACUGUGACAGAACACCCAUUUUUAGCAGUAUAUUAAAUGGAAUAGUGCGAGCUAAGAAAUAUUGGGGUUAAGGUAACUUUAUGUUAUCAAGUAUGUGCCAAAAGAAAGACAUCUCUUUUGUCAAAACACAAUGCUAAUAUAAUUUGCUAUCAUUUUCACAGUGCGUAGAUAUGUGACAUUUUAAUGCUGAUCAGUGUGUCAGGGUAUUCACGGAUUUGUCUUUGCCCACUAACCAUCUGUUGUCAUGCGUUAAACUAAUCUGACUAUUCUUGGGAUAAUCACCGUGCAUUAAAUUUUAAAACAAUAAUGUAAUUACAUUCCUUGAAUAUAACUUACACAAUUAAAUUUUUAUAUCAUAUUGAUAUGACAAUCUUUGACCUCAGCUGAAGAUUACCAGCUUUCUCUCGUGUACAGUAGAAAUAUGGUAAGAAAAAAACCACAUCCACUGUGUAGCGUUGUAUACAAUUUGUAUAAGCAUGUGUAUGUUUUAUUUGAAAUUAAGGCAAUGCUAAGAUUCAAGAAUAAACAGGAAAAGAAUCACCUGAAAACAGCACAUAAUAUUUCCACAUGCAUGAUAAUUUCUUUUUGUGUGCCAAUUUCUAAAGAAGGUUUUGAUUUAUUUCCCAUUAAUUUCUUUUUUUUUCUAACAAUUUCAAAUGCUGAAAGUGUAUUUUAGAAAAAGAAUGUAUGUAAGAUAUUCUAUGCUGUAAAGCACAACAUUUGGACAGUAUCUACCUUAGUGUUUGUUAUGUUGUUUUGUCAGUAUCAGAGAAUUCAGGAGAGAUGAAAAUUCUCUGAACAUAUAGACUAACUUUCCUGAUAGAAUACUGUGUUUUCAGAAUUCAGCAAUAUACUAUUUAAAAAAAUAUAUAGCAUUAAUCCUGUUAAAUGCUUCUAAAGGUGAAGUCUCAUAAGCAUAUUUAUAAAAGGAAAAACAUUUUUAACAAUCAAUUAUGUUUAUAUAUAGCAUGCUACAUUCAAAUAAAUUUUACUUUCUCUGCUAAGAAAAUUUAGACUAUAUUUUAACAACUUUGCGGGUUGUAUUUUACAUCUUUUCAAGAAUAGAAAGCACAGAAGUAUCAAUCUUAUUUUUGUACUCUAAAAGAACAAAAGAUCCUGUCUCAGUGCCCUUGCUGCAUCUGGCCCACAUAAACUAAAAUCUACCUUCCUUCUAGCGCUUCUUUUUAGAAGUAGUUCAUCUUUUUUCUGUCUUUGAGUAAAAAAAUAGUUACCCCCACUGUCGGACCAGGCUGCCUUUUCCAUGAGAGGCUCGCGCACCCCAGCCCUUGGCAACCUGGGCCGAUUGCCUGCAGAGGCCUGAAAGUGCAGUACAUUUUAAGAUUAUUUCUUUUGGGGUCAUUACAUGAGGUUGCCCUACAACAGAAACUUGUCAGUGUAUCUGCUUCGAACUAUCUUCAUUUAGCUGUGAAUUUCUAGAUCAACACACAAAUCUCUUGCUCACUUGGUGGGCCAGGAAACAAACUUUAUCUCAUGACUAUUUUCAUUUUCUAUCUCUUUUUGUGGAGAAAAAACCCAAACAAACAACAAAACAACCCCACAAAACCCACUACCAACACAAAACAACACAAAGAGCCAAGCAAAUGGGGAGCAAACCCAGCUAGUGGGAUGCAGGUUAGAGAAUUCACAUCAGAGAUAGAAGGUAUCUUUAUUUCCGACCAAAUCAAUAUUCUGAAGCAAAUGCAAGGGGCUCCCCACCAAACCUGACAGUGAAUCUGCACAGUAAGGCAUUUGUGAAUGUGAGGUAGAUAUUAUUUUUAUCUGUCUCUCUCCCCUGUCCUAAAGGGAACCUGUCUGACCACCUACUUAGAACAUCUUUUUGCAGCCAAUAGUAUUUUUAUUAUUAUUUUAUUCGUAUUUUAUUAUUAAUUAAUAAUUUUUGCCCUAUUCAGUGCCAUCUCUGAUUUGGUCAUUCAACAGCCAGGUGCACUCUUUUAUAUAAAUAAAGACUUGUGUGGAUCAGAGGGAGGGGGUCACAUCAGUUGCUCAUCAUUCAGGCUCUAAAUCAUGCUUUUAUCACGAUCUCUUGUAACAGCACAUCUCAGUUUCAAGUAACCGGUAUAACCUCAUUUAUUCUACUCUCAUUUGGAAAGCACUGAUAUUGAAUGCCCAUAUUUAAAACUCUAAAAUACGAAUUAUACAAUGUGCAACUAUUGGCAGGAUAUGUGCAAGAGGCACGUCAGAAUAGACCCUGAUAAACUGGUGAUACCAAAGGUGCUUUCUCAUAGAUCCUUUGCCUGGAACUUGAAGUUUGCUUGGGGUAACAGAAGGCACAAAGCCUCAAGCGAGAGAAAGCAGGCACGGGUCCUUAGUUAGCAGAGUGGUUUACAAAAUAUGAAACCAUCUCUCAAAACUUAAUCAAGUCCACAGUAAGGAAAGAAAAUGAAGGCUGGGGUGUAGAAGAGGUCAGGUUUGAAGAACAGAGACUGUGGGUGAGUACCUUAACACAAGCGCGCAGGAGCAGCCCGUGAGAGCUGCAUGCCUUGCAAAGGUUAUGACUGCAGGGAUGACACAGACCCCCCCUGCCUUCCUCCCCUCUUUCGGCUUGCAAAUUUUACCGUUUCAUCAGUAAACCAGGCACCUGACACUUAGGAAACACACCUAAAUGUAAAUAAUCCCCUUAAACAUUUUUAAAUAAAUAUACUGCCAUUUCUGUAGUUUAAUAAAGUCUCAAAAAGAAUAUCAGAAGAAAA